This is a messenger RNA of Chrysoperla carnea, 852 nucleotides long. RefSeq names its product glycine-rich cell wall structural protein 1.0-like. The record is from RefSeq and is a predicted model, not a curated record. The coding region runs from base 81 to 689 and encodes 202 amino acids. The transcript is spliced from 4 exons. Lineage: Eukaryota; Metazoa; Arthropoda; Insecta; Neuroptera; Chrysopidae.
AACUUUGAAAGUAUUUUAAGUAUUUACUUUCUAAAAUAUUUAAUUUUUAAUUAAAAAUUUUCAUAAUAUAUAAAUCCAUUAUGAAAAUAUUUGUGAUUUGUACUUUAGUAUUCACUUUACUAUCAUUUUCUACUUCUUCUCCUACCUGGCCUAUUCCAGUCCCUGUAAGUGGUAACUGCGGCGGCGGUGGAGGUGGUGGUGGAAGUUGCGGAAAUGAUAAAUGCGGUAGCUGUGGUACAAAAGCUGUAAGCAACGGCGGGUUUGUACCAUGUCUUUCUAGUGCCGUUAAUGGCAUAUGCCAGAGUAUUGGUUCUUUUUUUGCUCCUUCAGACGUUAUUGGUGGUGUAGUACCAACGGGUAGUAACGGUGGUAAUUGUGGUAGUGGUGGUUAUGGCGCUGGUAGUGUGGGCGCUGGUGUAGGAAAUGGAUUAAAUAAUGGUGGAGGAAGUGGAUGCAAUGGAGCGAGUUAUGGAGGCAAUGGAGGUGGUAAUGGAGGCAAUGGAUUGGGUUAUGGAAGUGGUGGUGCAGCAGGUGGUGCGGCUGGUGCAGCAAGUGCUGCAGCAGCAAGUGCAGCUUCAAGUUCUACUUCAAGUACCACUACUACUACCAGCUCUUCCAACGCAGCUGCUAAUGCUGCAGCUAACAGCAAUGCUGCUGGUAGCAAUCAUGGCAUUAAAGGCAAAUGUUAAAACUACUUUGAAAAUUUGUAUUAAAAAGUAAAGUUGAAAGAAUACUUAUAUAGUUUUGAUAUGCUUAUUAAUUAGGCUAACAAAUAAAAUCAAUCAUCAAUAAUUUGUAAAAAGCUUUAUUUUUGAGAGAAUUAAAUACCAAAAAUUAACAUCGAUUCCAAAA